Messenger RNA from Aspergillus calidoustus, 1344 nucleotides. Lineage: Eukaryota; Fungi; Ascomycota; Eurotiomycetes; Eurotiales; Aspergillaceae. The record is from the annotation of a GenBank genome assembly.
AUGAUGCUUAGCUCUGGCAUUCUGUUCGCCCUGCUGUGCAGUCAAGCAGCUGCUUCGCGCCAUCCCACCCCUUGGCCCCAAAGUCCUUUCCAUACCGAAGGUCCGAUCAUCAAGGAUGCCACCGGAUCGCCAUUUGUGUACGUCGGGAUCAAUUGGCCAGGCGAGGGUGAAACCAUGAUCCCCGAGGGUCUACAGUACUCCUCCAUUGCCGACAUCGUGGCCAAGAUCAAAUCACUCCAGUACAACUCGGUCCGGAUGGGCUGGGCCACCGAGAUGGUUGAUGACAUUCUCGACAACGGCGGCGACGUGACCAUCAAGGACACCAUGACCAAGGUCCUUGGUCCUCAAUUGGCCUCGAAUAUCGUGGCUCAAAUACUCAAUCACAAUCCCAACUUCACCGAGAACACUACCAGACUCCAGGUUUGGGAUGCUGUCGCCGCGGAGCUUGCCAAACAACACCUGCAUUUGGUCUUCAACAACCACGUUUCCAAGGCUCAAUGGUGCUGCAGUCCAGGUGAUGGCAAUGGCUGGUUUGGCGACACCUACUUUGACGUGGCCAAGUGGAAGCGCAGCCUCGAGUACAUGGCCGGCUACGCUGCAAAGUGGCCAGCUGCCACCGCAUUCUCGCUCCGCAAUGAGCUUCGAAUUGUCAAUAACCCUGCCAACGAUACGUACGGGUGGUCGUUGUGGUAUGAUGAGAUGAUCGACGCUGCGAAUAUUGUCAAUGCCGCCGCACCGGAUGCCCUCGUCAUCAUCUCGGGUCUCAACUACGACCACGAACUGAAUCCCAUUACCGCUGGCGAACCCAUCAGUCCCCCCGAGGAUCAAAGAGUCUUCAGGUUGGGUGACUUUGACUACGCAGACAAGAUUGUCUUUGAGCUACACAGCUACGACAACUCGAUCACAAACUGUACUUUCUUCCAAUCCGAACUCUACAAACGAGGGUUCAACGCCCUCGAUGUGAGUCCGGCGACAACCGCGCGCAAUAUCGCACCCGUCAUCCUCACCGAGUUUGGGUUCGCUCAGAAUAGCUCCGACUACCAGAGUGUGUACGCGUCAUGCCUCAAGGACUUCCUUACCGGAGAUCAUCGGGAGCUAGAUGCGAACCGAAUCAGAGGGCCGAUUGGACAUUUUGAAUGGAACUUGGGCGGUUCAUACUACAUGCGCGAGGGCAUUGCUGACCAUGAUGACUGGUGGGCACUGCUCAACCACGACUGGAGUGACUGGAGGAACCACACCGUGCUGAGGGCGUAUCAGAAACCGUUGAUCAAGAGUACGUUACUGCAUUCCCGGUCUAAGGAUCCUGGUCAUGGGCUUAUCAAUAGAAAACCAAGUCACGGUUAA